GAAUAAAGUGUAAAAAUGGCUGAACCAAUUCGAGUUGUUGUGACUGGAGCUGCUGGUCAAAUUGCUUAUUCCUUGCUGUACAUGAUCGCACGAGGAGAAGUUUUUGGAUCUGAUCAGCCUCUUAUCUUGCAUUUACUGGAUAUUCCGCCUAUGGUUGGCGUUCUUGAGGGUGUUGUCAUGGAACUAGCGGAUUGUGCGUUGCCUUUGUUACGUCAAGUUAUACCUACAACAGAUCCAUCUGUUGGGUUCAAGGAUGUCUCGGCCGCCUUUCUUGUAGGCGCCAUGCCACGUAAAGAAGGAAUGGAGAGAAAAGAUUUGCUAUCAGCAAAUGUAAAAAUUUUUAAAGCACAAGGACAGGCUAUUGAAAAUUUUGCCAAAAAAGAUGUUAAGGUUCUUGUGGUUGGAAACCCGGCCAACACUAAUGCUUUUGUUUGCGCUAACUAUGCGCCAUCCAUUCCACGUGAAAAUUUUUCAGCAAUGACACGAUUAGAUCAAAAUCGCGCCACCUCGCAAAUAGCUACAAAGUUGGGAGUUCCCAUAUCCGCCGUUAAGAACAUAAUAAUCUGGGGCAACCAUUCAUCCACUCAAUACCCAGAUGCUGGACAAGGAAAAGUGGUUAUCAAUGGUGAAACCAAAUCUGUGGCUGAUGCUGUCAAUGAUAAUGCAUAUCUACAAGGUGCCUUUGUUGAAACUGUUCAAAAGCGUGGAGCUGCUGUAAUUUCAGCUCGAAAAAUGUCAUCCGCUAUGUCAGCAGCUAAAGCCGCUUGCGAUCAUAUGCAUGACUGGUGGAACGGUACCGCUCCAGGAACAUUUGUAUCAAUGGGUGUAUGUUCGGAUGGCAGCUAUAACUCUCCAAAGGACGUUAUUUUCUCUUUUCCAGUUGUCAUUGAAAAUAAGCAAUGGAAAAUCGUCCAGGGUUUAAACCUAAGUGAUGCUGCUAAAGCGAAGUUAAAUAUAACUGCAAAGGAGUUGCAAGAAGAAAAGGACGAAGCAUUGUCUGUAUUGGAUUUAAGUUCGAACUUGUAAUAUGGCCUUGCAUAUUAACGCAAUUUAAAUAAUUUAGAUUUGAGCAUUUCAGGAGCAAAGCUCUUUGCAUUAAUGUUUGUAUAUAGAUUAUAUUAUGAAAAGUUGAUCCAGAUAUGUGUAAAUAAAUCAUAAUAUGAUGAGA
Molecule: messenger RNA, 1168 nt
Organism: Drosophila persimilis
Lineage: Eukaryota; Metazoa; Arthropoda; Insecta; Diptera; Drosophilidae
Gene: Mdh1
Product: malate dehydrogenase, cytoplasmic
Exons: 2
Coding region: 16-1026 (336 amino acids)
Biological process (GO): tricarboxylic acid cycle; malate metabolic process; oxaloacetate metabolic process
Cellular component (GO): mitochondrion; cytosol
Molecular function (GO): L-malate dehydrogenase (NAD+) activity
Source: RefSeq, a predicted model, not a curated record